UUCGGUUUCGCUGAGAUUUUACGGAUUUUACGGUGCAGGUUAAUUGAUUUCUAAGAUAUGUUCAUUUAUUUAGCAGACAGCUAAAUUCCUUUCAAAAUGGAUUAUUGUGUAAAUGUGGUAAAGAAAACUAAGCGACAUUCUCGAGAGGAAUUAGAAGGAAUUUCUAAAGAGCAACUGAUAGAUCGAGUCAUUCAGCUAGAAUCCCAAAACUUUCAACUUAAGAACAUCAUACAGAAAGCAACUGGAUCAAAGGCAGUUGAAGACCGCAAGGACCAGGAGAAACAACGAAAAUUCGAUUUUUCCAAGUGCCACAAACGGCACAUUUUACUGCGUUUCUACUAUCUCGGUUGGGACUAUCAGGGCUACGCUUCACAAGAGGACUCGGCGAAUACUAUUGAGUAUCACCUGUUCAAUGCGCUAACCCGCGUGUGUUUGAUCGAGAAUCGUGAAACUUCCAACUACCAUCGAUGUGGUCGUACCGACAAGGGUGUCAGUGCGUUUCAUCAGGUCGUCAGCUUAGACGUGCGGUCCAAGUUUGCUCCGGAAAAGCAACUGGAACCGGAAUCGAUCACUGCCGAGCUCAAUUAUUGCCAGUUGUUGAACCGGGUGCUGCCGCAGGACAUUCGUUGUAUCGCGUGGAUGCCCAUGGUCAACCCGGUGUAUAGUGCUCGUUUCGAUUGCAACUCACGAACAUACCGGUAUUUUUUCCCUCGCGGGGAAUUGGAUGUGCCAGCAAUGCAACAGGCAAGCCACUUUCUAGUGGGAUUGCACGAUUUCCGCAAUCUGUGCAAAAUGGACGUUGGAAAUGGUGUGGUUACAUAUAUGAGGAAAGUUUAUGAUGCUUCUAUCAAGGAGUCGCGACGAGAUGGGGAACAAGGAAACUACGAUAUGCUGUUCUUUGAGUUGCGUGGCAAGGCUUUCCUUUGGCAUCAGGUUCGAUGUAUUAUGGCUAUUCUGAUCCUAGUUGGACAGGGAAAGGAAAAACCGAACGUUGUUAAAGAGUUGCUUGAUGUCGAAAGCAAUCCCCGGAAACCACAGUACAGUCUGGCCAGUGAUUUGCCUCUUAACUUGUACGAAUGUGAGUUCCGCAGAAAAGGCACCUUUGAUCCAGAAGUUUUUGAUAAAAACGCACCAAUCGUCGAAGAAGAUGACAACUUGGAUGGGGAAUCUGACUUGCGGCCAUGGGUGUAUGAAGAGGAAAGCCUCUCGCGGACGAUUGUAGAGCUUCAAGCGUUGUGGGCUUCCAGUAGCGUUAAAUCAACUAUGUGUCGAGAAAUGCUCAAAUCCUUACAGUUAAUAUAUAGUAAACAUUUUGAAACAAUGCCAGUGCCCAACUUUCAAACUGCUAGUCUGCUUCAGGGUGUGCAACGUAAGGACUACAUUCCCCUGAUGGAACGUAAAAAAUGCGAGAGUCUCGAGAAUCGAAUUGAACACUAUUCUAAAAAACGCCGCAUUCAGGUGAACCAGAAGGAAGACAUCAAUUCGCCGGAGGUUGAUCCGCUUAGUUAGAAGUGGUAUUGAAUGAAAACACAACUAAAGACAUAAGGGACUGACAAUUUGUGAACUCGAUAAUGAAAUCUGUUUAUUUACGCUUUCAAUUAGUUUAGUAAAGUUUUGUACACAAUUGCUGUAUAAUCUUUGUAUAACUGAUUUUGUUGUAAAUGUGCACUUUUUCUACGAUAUACUCAAGUUGUUUGAU
Molecule: messenger RNA, 1699 nt
Organism: Sabethes cyaneus
Lineage: Eukaryota; Metazoa; Arthropoda; Insecta; Diptera; Culicidae
Product: tRNA pseudouridine(38/39) synthase
Exons: 6
Coding region: 97-1509 (470 amino acids)
Biological process (GO): tRNA pseudouridine synthesis; mRNA pseudouridine synthesis
Cellular component (GO): cytoplasm; nucleus
Molecular function (GO): pseudouridine synthase activity; RNA binding
Source: RefSeq, a predicted model, not a curated record